CACAUCAUAUCAUAUAUAAAUCCUUUUUGUGGUCUCUCUAAAUCCUCCCUCAAAUCCAAAUAAUGGGUAGUUUGGGGGCUUUUUUCUUGCUGUUUUUUUUGUGUUCAUCGCUUGUUUACUGUGAAAUUAACGAUGCCGGCGGUACUGAAGAAAAUCUUCAGACCACCUUCAUUGUAAGAGUCCAAAAUGAUUUGAAACCAUCUGCUUUUUCCGACGUCGAAAAAUGGUACAAGUCAACCCUUCGAAGCCUUGACUCCAACACUCUAAACUCUGAAAAUCCAUCUGAUGAUCAAACGCAGAAUUCCCAUGAAUUUCUGCAUGUUUAUCGCACAGUUUUUCAUGGGUUUUCUGCUAGAUUAACCCCACAACAAGCCCAACUACUGUUGAACCGGCCGGAGGUUAUCUCCGUUUUGCCGGACCGUCUUCGACAGUUACACAUAACUCGUUCGCCCUACUUUCUAGGGUUAUCGUCUGAUAACCCGACCGGGUUGAUGUCGGAAUCGGAUUCCGGGUCGAAUGUUGUCAUCGGUAUUUUAGACACCGGAAUUUGGCCGGAGCGUCUUAGUUUCCACGAUCAAGGUCUGGAUCCGGUGCCUUCUACUUGGAAAGGCGAGUGUUCCGAAGGAGUGAAUUUCACCAAAGCUCACUGCAAUAAGAAACUCAUCGGCGCUCGCUAUUUCUCCGCCGGGUACGAAGCUCGAAAGGGGGUGGUUAAUUCGUCGGAGGAAUUUCACUCGGCGAGGGACUCCGACGGACAUGGGACCCACACUGCGUCAACCGCUGCCGGUAGAGCGGUUGCCAACGCCUCCCUUUUCGGCUACGCUAGCGGCGUCGCUGUCGGGGUUGCUCCCAAGGCGCGGAUUGCAGUUUACAAGAUUUGCUGGAAAAACGGGUGCAUGGACUCCGAUAUACUCGCCGCAUUCGAUAAGGCGGUGGAGGACGGCGUGAAUGUCAUUUCAAUCUCCGUCGGCGGCGGUGCUGUACCGUACAAUCUAGAUCCGAUGGCAAUCGGGGCAUUUGGUGCGAUGGAGAGGGGUAUUUUGGUCUCGGCGUCUGCUGGGAACGAGGGUCCCACUAAAAUGACGGUGACGAAUGUUGCUCCGUGGAUGACGACUGUUGGCGCUAGCACAAUCGAUAGAAAAUUCGUUGCUGAUCUUGUGCUUGGAGACGGGCGCGUGAUUAGCGGCGCGUCCCUCUACAGCGGCAAGCCUUUGCCUGAAAAGACCUAUCUGCCCUUGAUAUACGGCGGUAACGCCUCCGCAAGCUGGGGCUUCGGCGGCAUACGCGCCGGAAGUUUCUCCGCCUCCACCUGCAUAGCCGGCUCUUUGGACGAAAACUCCGUUCGUGGCAAAAUCGUGGUGUGCGAUCGCGGCGGCAACGCGCGUGUCGCGAAAGGAGAUGUUGUCAGAAAAGCCGGCGGCGCCGGCGUGGUGGUGGCGAACGUGGCCCCAAUCGGCGAAGGACUCGUCGCCGACUCCCAUCUGAUCCCCGGCCUCGCCAUCUCCGAAUCCGCCGCCCGCACGUUACGCCAAUACAUCAAUUCGAAUCCAAAUCCAAGGGCAACAAUGGUGUUCCGCGGCACGCAGGUUGGGAUAAAACCGGCGCCGGUGGUGGCAUCCUUCUCCGCCAGAGGACCGAGCGUCGAGUCACCGUACGUGCUGAAGCCGGACAUCAUAGCGCCAGGUGUCAACAUCCUAGCGGCUUGGCCAGACGGCGUGGCGCCGAGCGAGAUCGCCUCCGACACGCGGCGCACGCAGUUCAACGUGGCUUCAGGCACAUCGAUGUCGUGCCCACACGUCUCCGGCGUGGCGGCUCUACUGAAAGGGGCCCACCCCGACUGGUCACCGGCUAUGAUCCGGUCAGCGAUGAUGACCACCGCCUACAGCCAAGACAGCCAAGGCAAACCCUUACUCGAUGAAAAAUCAUACAAUCAAUCCACCAUUUGGGAUAUGGGCGCAGGACACGUGGACCCGGAGAAAGCCGUUGAUCCAGGACUUGUUUACGAUCUGACGGCUGACGAUUACUUGAAUUUUCUCUGCGCCUCAAAUUUUACCCGCCAGGAAAUAAGGCACAUUGCUAGGAGAUCAAUCAGUUGUAGUAGAAAGCAAUCGAAGCCGUGGGAUCUGAAUUACCCGGCGAUCUCCAUUGAUUUUGAGGCAUCGGAAACAAUGUCGGCUAACGAGAUUGUGGUCUCCAGAACUGUGACGUAUGUUGGUGAAAGUGCGGGUAGCUUUAGCGCGACGGUGAAUAAUCCGAAAGGGGUAACUUUGACGGUAAAUCCGAUGAAAUUGGAUUUUACGGCGAAAGGUGAGAAGAAAAGUUACAGCGUGGGGAUAAAGGCGGAGAAGCUGAAGGUGACACCGGGGAAUACUGUAACGGAGGUGGGGAGGAUAGUUUGGUCGGAUGGACGGAGGAAGGUGGUGUCUCCGGUGGUGGUGAUGUGGAAGCAGGGGUACUGAUGACGUCAUCUUAUCGGUAGUGUGAUGCAAUUGUGCACAAGUAGUUGGUGUUGUCUCUGUAGCACUAGAUUUUAAGAAGUAGUUGUCUAUGUUAUGGAGAUUGCGAUGGUGGUAUAAGAUAAAAAUGCAGUGGCACUUGUAAUCUGCUAAUUAUAAAUCUUUUUCCGUAAGCUAGUUUCAGUAAUAUUUAUUUAUUGGCAAUGAUUAAUGAUUAUUAUGGAA
Messenger RNA from Erythranthe guttata (spotted monkey flower), 2681 nucleotides. Its product is annotated as subtilisin-like protease SBT1.5. Gene Ontology annotation, biological process: proteolysis. The record is from RefSeq and is a predicted model, not a curated record. Gene Ontology annotation, molecular function: serine-type endopeptidase activity. Lineage: Eukaryota; Viridiplantae; Streptophyta; Magnoliopsida; Lamiales; Phrymaceae.